AUGAGCGCCCAGACCCACAAUGUUGAUGCAGACCUCUGGAAACAUGCCGUUUCCGAGUAUACCAGCAAGCUUUCGCCGGCGCAGCGACAGGCCAUUAUGGCUCCUGCCACGGUCGACGAGUGUCUACAGAUUCUCAUCACUAACAGUAACCGCAAAAGGACUUUUACUCGUAUCCUAGAAGCAUUCCGCCCGAUAAUUGACACUCUGAAGCGAUUCGAAGGGUCCAUCGAUGUCUUGACGCAGAUUAGCACGGGAAUAGCUUCCCCUAUUUGGGGUCCGCUUCGAGCGGCGAUGACAACCUGUUCGAUAACCGCAAGUUUCAUGCAUCAGAUGGCGAGUGAGCAUUUUUCAAGCAUAGAGCGUCUCAUGUUCGUCGUCGACAAGAUUGCUCGCUGCAUCCAGCGAUAUCAAGACUUUGAAAAGAUGUUUCAGUCACACCAAGGCGUGCGUCAAGCGAUUGGUGCUUUGUGGUUGGAGCUGGUCAGACUUUGCACAAAGGUGAUGGAAUAUCACUCGAGCCGGUUUCGCUAUCUUCUUGGCUCGUUCGAUCGGGUCUUUGGUGAUAUCUUGACAUCCAUCGAUGCGCGCUGCGCUGAAGCGGAUCACGCGGCGGCGGCGGCACAUAUGAAGGAAGCCAAGGAGAUCCGUGAACGGUUCCUUCAGGAGGCGCAUGAACAAGACAUACAUCGACUACGGGCAUGGCUAGCACCUGCAUCAGUGGAUGAAGAUCUGGAACGAUAUCGGGCUGAGUACCUACCUGGCUCACUCGAUUGGGUCAUACAGAACCCUCAAUUCACCGCGUGGGAGCAAAGUACAUCGAGUGACUCUCUAUUGAUAUUCGGACCGCCAGGAAGCGGAAAGAGCACCCUGGCCGCACACCUCGUCCAUCAUCUUCGUGACGCACAUCCUGACUCUACAGUCUUGUAUUUCUUUUGCGACUACAAUGACUCUUCAAAGAACACAUCUUUGAGUGUCAGGUCUACGCUGCUGGCUCAACUGCUUCGUUCCAAUCAUGCUGUGGCUAAUCAGCUUUCUGACAUCUAUCGCCGCAGCGAUGGCCUGAAAGCAAACUCAAUUAUUGACGAUUCGGAUGCGCUACGAGAAAUCAUCAAUGACUGUGAGAGCCUUCGGGAAAGAAUCUUCAUUAUCGUGGACGCUGAAGACGAGUGUGGAAAAGGGUUUUUGGCUUCGUCUAUCGAGCCGUGGGUGUCAGACCCUCCUGUGAAGUGGCUAUUUACCUCCCGGUCUGACUACAGCAUAACCAACAAAGUCAGCGUGGAUCUUACGCUUAGUACCCCCUUCAUUCGUGAAUACACAGAGCGGCGUGUUCACAAAAUCCCACACUUGGCCGACUCAGACUUAGGUACGUCUGUGGUUAGUCGGGUCACUGAGGGUGCUGAAGGCUUGUGGUUGUAUGCCCGACUCAUGAUGGAUGAGAUUGCGAAUGCCCCAAGUCGGGAACUUGUGGAUCAGUAUUUACAAAGCCUACCUCGUGACUUGGCCGGAGUCUAUACUCGAAUAAUGCAAACUCGUGAAAUGCAGAUGACUGAGGACGAGCGCCAGUUUGCGGGCCAUCUCUUCUUGUGGCUCGACAUCAGCAAUGUUUUGCCAGGAUUCUUGUCAUGCGAAUACGACCGCCUCCCAUAUUGCAUACUUGAACUUGUUUUUCGCUAUGUGAAUAAGGGAAAUCCAGUUUUCGACGCUGUGGCAUUGGCGCGAAAGCUUGGAGCACCUUUGAUCCAGGUUCACAAACAAGGGUCUACCUACGAGUUGGAUUUUCUGCACCGCUCGGCAUAUCAAUAUCUCGCAGAAAGCCAUUGGCUGCCGCUUGAAGAGCUCCCACUGAUCCUUCAUCCUCAAAAGAGGAAAAGUCUUCACCGGGGGAUUUUGGCAAUGUGGUAUUUUACCGAUUGCUCUGAUUCAUUGGAAGACCUGCAAACACUUCGUGAGGAGACCUUCUAUUCACGCUGGCAUCUCACCUCAGAACGUCAUUUUGAGAUGCACUAUGGACUUUUAAAAGCGUUCAAGUACCCCUUGAGCAGGCUCAUAUCUACAGACGAGUCAGAGCCCACCUUCAAGCAGAUAUUGCCAAUGAUCCGACAACUUGGGGAAUUUUUGGAGUCAGAGAAAUGCCUUCUAUGGGUUGAGAGUGCGACAUUAAUCAAUUAUUCGGGAGAUUUUCCCGAGCUUUUGAGAAAUGUACAAUCAAUGAUACAAGAAGAUACAGGUCACGAGUGUUACAACUUCGAAUGUUGUGGCGUGGAAAUUCAAAAGUUUCGACAACAAUGUCGUAUUUUCUUCCACAAUUGGGCUUAUGUGAUCCUCCAGACCACUGACUGGGGCAACAGACUCAAUAAAAUGCCUCUAACUAGACAUCAUCAUGUGGAAGCUGAAAAAAAUGAUGAGGUUUUCAGUAUCUCAUUGACCUUUGAGAAGCCUCAGGGCUUUGAUGAGAACAAAAUUGCAACGGCGAUGCUCCGAAUUGGUGAGGCUUCAAGCGCAACAUUCCAAAAUGCCCUUUCAACAAUGCCGUCGGACAGGCCAAGACAUCUAAUGGGCCUGGGUGUCUGCCACAUGUGCGGCCUCGUGGCCUCAAGAACUACAUUGAUGCACCAGAAGAGGCAUGCCUAUAGUUGUGCAGCAGCCGGGAGCAAUCAGCUGAAGGCUACAAUUCAUAGGAGAGCCAAACCGCGUGAACCCAGCGAUCUUCGUAACGAUAAAUCCGGUAGCUCUCAUAAGGAUUGA
This is a messenger RNA of Penicillium subrubescens, 2745 nucleotides long. RefSeq names its product ATP-binding protein. The coding region runs from base 1 to 2745 and encodes 914 amino acids. The record is from RefSeq and is a predicted model, not a curated record. Lineage: Eukaryota; Fungi; Ascomycota; Eurotiomycetes; Eurotiales; Aspergillaceae. The transcript is spliced from 3 exons.